GGUGGGGCGGGGCGGGGCUUGGCACGCCUCUCCGCAUGCUGAUUGGUUGGGGCGCCUGUCAAUUGAGCGGGAUGACGGCUGGGCGGGCUCAGCGCUGAUUGGUCAGAGAGGAACUUCCGGCGGAAGCGGCUCGUGAGGGGACCGGGACCGGCACCGGGAGCGGAACCGGGAGCGGGAAACGCCACCGGGAGCGGCGGCCGCAGCCAUGAACAUCCGGAACGCGCGGCCCGAGGACCUGAUGAACAUGCAGCACUGCAACCUGCUCUGCCUGCCCGAGAACUACCAGAUGAAAUAUUAUUUCUACCACGGCCUCUCGUGGCCGCAGGUGCGGCCCCGGACCCGCCCCGGGACACCGGGAUGGGACACCGGGAUUAACCCCCGGGACACCGGGAUGGGACACCGGGAUUCCCAGGCGGUGAAGCGCUCGCACCGGCGCCUGGGGCUGGCCCAGAAGCUCAUGGACCAGGCGUCCCGGGCCAUGAUCGAGAACUUCAACGCCAAAUACGUGUCCCUGCACGUCCGCAAGAGCAACCGGGCGGCGCUGCACCUCUACUCCAACACCCUCAACUUCCAGAUCAGCGAGGUGGAGCCCAAGUACUACGCGGACGGGGAGGACGCGUACGCCAUGAAACGGGACCUGACGCAGAUGGCGGACGAGCUGAGGAAGCAGGUGGAGCAGAAGGAGCGGGGCCGCCCCCCGGCCCCCACCGAGCCCCCCCGGGCUGGGGAUGGGGUCUGCGGCUCGGGGGGGCCCCCCUCGAACCCCCCACCCGCGGGACCCCCCCCACAGCACCACGAGGACGGGGGGGGCGACAGCAAAGACGUCAGCGAGGUCAGCGAGACCACCGAGAGCACCGACGUCAAGGACAGCUCCGAGGCCUCCGACUCCGCCUCAUAGGGACCCCCCCCCAAAAUCCCUGGGACCCCCGGGAGCCCCCCCAAACCCCCCGGGGACCCCCUUGGUGCUGUGGGGGGGCAUUAAAGCCCCUCAGUCUCCA
Messenger RNA from Passer montanus (Eurasian tree sparrow), 998 nucleotides. RefSeq names its product N-alpha-acetyltransferase 10, NatA catalytic subunit (gene NAA10). The record is from RefSeq and is a predicted model, not a curated record. Gene Ontology annotation, cellular component: NatA complex. Gene Ontology annotation, biological process: N-terminal peptidyl-glutamic acid acetylation. Gene Ontology annotation, molecular function: protein N-terminal-serine acetyltransferase activity; protein-N-terminal-glutamate acetyltransferase activity. The coding region runs from base 206 to 898 and encodes 230 amino acids. The transcript is spliced from 6 exons. Lineage: Eukaryota; Metazoa; Chordata; Aves; Passeriformes; Passeridae.